This is a messenger RNA of Perkinsus marinus ATCC 50983, 285 nucleotides long. RefSeq lists its product as hypothetical. The transcript is spliced from 2 exons. The coding region runs from base 1 to 285 and encodes 94 amino acids. The record is from RefSeq and is a predicted model, not a curated record. Lineage: Eukaryota; Perkinsozoa; Perkinsida; Perkinsidae.
AUGCCGGUCGACGAGGCCCCUGUGAGUGAGGCCGUCACUGACCAUGGCCGAGUUCCCCUCCAGGUCCUCGACAAGGCCCAGGUCAGCCGUGUCCCUGCCAGCUCUGAUGGGUCUCUCACCGUGGAGCUCUUCACCACUCCGGCUGGGGUGGUCCUACGACUGGCGGUGCCUAUGGGCGUUAUUAUGAAGGUCAUCAUGACUGCCGAGGGGCUCUUCGGCCCAGAUGGACAUGUCGUCAAACCAGAACCGCCGGCCAAACGGAUCGAGGUCAAUCCGACUUUUUAA